Messenger RNA from Penicillium diatomitis, 345 nucleotides. RefSeq lists its product as uncharacterized. The record is from RefSeq and is a predicted model, not a curated record. Bases 1 to 345 code for a protein of 114 amino acids. NCBI's taxonomy places the organism in Eukaryota, Fungi, Ascomycota, Eurotiomycetes, Eurotiales, Aspergillaceae. The transcript is spliced from 2 exons.
AUGGUUGCCAGGCCAGUGUCGCACCUCCUUCGUUCGCGAUGCCUGCUGCGCAAGCCCCAGAACACCCAGGCUUUCUCGACCCGAAGCAGUCUUCGUGCUGCUGAUCAUGGUGAUCACUACGAUCCGCCCACUGGCUGGCUGUUUGGCGUGAAGCCCGGCCAGAAGUACGAGAAGGAAGGUUGGGAGGGGAUUUGGUACUACGGAUUCAUUGGCAGUCUGGUGGCCGCUGGCGUUGCAUAUGUGUUCAAGCCUGACACCUCCAUACAAACCUGGGCUCUCGAGGAAGCUCGCCGACGACUUGAGGCUGAAGGCAUCCUGGAGGAUUCUGAGAAGACCCAGAAAUAG